Molecule: messenger RNA, 4635 nt
Organism: Chelmon rostratus (copperband butterflyfish)
Lineage: Eukaryota; Metazoa; Chordata; Actinopteri; Chaetodontiformes; Chaetodontidae
Product: nuclear export mediator factor Nemf-like
Exons: 32
Coding region: 105-3299 (1064 amino acids)
Biological process (GO): ribosome-associated ubiquitin-dependent protein catabolic process; rescue of stalled cytosolic ribosome
Cellular component (GO): RQC complex
Molecular function (GO): ribosomal large subunit binding; tRNA binding
Source: RefSeq, a predicted model, not a curated record
AGUUCACUGCAUGUCUUCCUUGCUGAUGUUGCUCGAGAAAUGUGAAACGAUUAUCUUACUGGUUAACUUUUCCUUUUCUAAUUGUAGUCAGCCGUUCAGUAACCAUGAAAACGAGAUUCACCACGGUGGAUAUCAGGGCAGUCAUUGCCGAGAUAAAUGCCAACUACAUUGGCAUGAGAGUUAACAACGUGUAUGACAUCGACAACAGGACGUAUCUCAUCCGUCUGCAAAAGCCUGACAGCAAAGCUGUUCUCCUGGUUGAGUCUGGGACUCGUAUUCACUCCACAGACUUCGAAUGGCCCAAGAACAUGAUGCCUUCGGGCUUUGCAAUGAAGUGUCGGAAACACCUGAAGUCUCGGCGGCUGACCCAGGUUAAGCAGCUCGGGAUUGACAGGAUUGUUGACAUCCAGUUUGGCUCCGAUGAGGCUGCCUACCACUUGAUUGUUGAGCUGUAUGACAGGGGUAACAUCAUUCUUGCAGACCAUGAGUACACCAUCCUGAAUCUGCUGCGGUUUCGUACAGCAGAGGCGGAGGCAGAGGAUGUAAAGAUUGCUGUGAGAGAGCGGUACCCUGUGGAGAGCGCCCGACCCCCUGAGCCUCUCAUCAGUUUAGAGCGACUCACUGAAAUCCUCAGCAAAGCAUCGCAUGGCGAUCAAGUGAAAAGGGUCCUGAACCCUCACCUUCCUUAUGGAGCCACUCUGAUAGAACACAGUUUGAUAGAGGCGGGACUGCCGGGCUCUGUCAAAGUUGACAGUCAAGUUGAUGCUGCCCAAGUUGCUCCUAAAAUCUUGGAAGCCAUGCAGAUUGCAGAAACAUACAUGGAAAAGACAGAGAACUUCAGUGGCAAAGGUUACAUCAUUCAAAAGAGUGAGAAGAAACCAAGCUUAACUCCUGGCAAACCCAGCGAAGAACUGCUUACAUAUGAUGAAUUCCACCCAUUCCUCUUUGCCCAGCAUGCAAAGAGCCCCUAUGUGGAGUUUGAUACUUUUGACAAGGCAGUGGAUGAGUUCUUUUCUAAGAUGGAGAGUCAGAAGAUUGACAUGAAGGCCUUGCAGCAGGAGAAACAGGCUCUGAAGAAGCUGGAGAAUGUUAAGAGGGACCACGAGCAGAGACUGGAGGCAUUGCACCAAGCACAGGAGGUGGACAGACUAAAGGGUGAACUGGUGGAGAUGAACCUGCCUGUGGUAGAGAGGGCGCUGCAGGUGGUGCGCAGUGCACUGGCCAAUCAGGUGGACUGGACUGAGAUCGGCAUCAUCGUUAAAGAAGCACAAGCUGCCGGGGACCCUGUGGCCUGCGCCAUCAAGGAGCUGAAGCUGCAGACCAACCACAUCACCAUGCUCUUAAAGAAUCCCUAUAUUUCUGAAGAAGACCUGGAAGAGGAGGAGAAAAAAGAUGUGGUAGAGGAGAAAGGAAAGAAAAACAAAAAUAAAGACAAAGGACAGACCAAGAAGCUGCAAAAGAACAAGCCCGUGUUAGUGGAUGUGGAUCUUGGCCUGUCGGCUUAUGCCAAUGCCAAAAAGUACUAUGACUACAAACGCAGCGCUGAAAAGAAGGAACAUAAAACCAUUGAAGCAGCAGAUAAGGCAAUGAAGUCCGCAGAGAAAAAAACACAGAAAACACUAAAAGAGGUUCAGACUGUGACCACCAUUCAGAAGGCCAGGAAAGUCUACUGGUUUGAGAAGUUCUUAUGGUUCAUCAGCUCAGAGAAUUAUCUGGUCAUUGCAGGAAGGGAUCAGCAGCAGAACGAGAUGAUCGUCAAACGCUACCUCCGGGCAGGUGACGUCUAUGUUCAUGCCGACCUCCACGGAGCGACUAGCUGUGUCAUUAAAAACCCCUCAGGUGACCCCAUCCCGCCUCGUACCCUGACUGAAGCUGGCACUAUGGCUGUGUGCUACAGUGCUGCUUGGGAUGCCAAGAUCAUCACCAGCGCUUGGUGGGUUCAUCAUCAUCAGGUGUCUAAGACAGCUCCCACUGGAGAGUACCUGACCACUGGAAGUUUUAUGAUCAGAGGAAAGAAGAACUUUCUGCCACCUUCUUACUUGAUUAUGGGUUUUGGAUUUCUCUUCAAGGUCGAUGAGCAGAGUGUGUUUCGUCACAGAGGGGAGAGAAAGGUGAAGACUGUGGAGGAAGACGUGAAUGAGGUCACGUCCAGAACUGCUGAGCUGUUGGAGGAGGAGGGGGAGGAGCUGAUAGGUGAUGACAGCAGUAAUGAAGACCAGGGUGAAGAAGGAGCAGGAGGAGAUGGAGAAAUGGAAAAGAAGAUUAAAAAAUUAGCUGAGGGGGACGAUGGUGUGAGUGAACAGCUGGCUGCUGUUCCUGAGGAGGUCAACGUGGAGGAAAGCAGCGGGGAAGAAGAGGAGAUGAAGAACGAAGAGAGUGAUGACUUCAGCUUUCCAGAUACGACCAUCUCCCUCUCUCAUUUACAGCCCAACAGGAGCGUCCAGAACCCUGGUUUCAAAAAGGAAGUGACCACUCAGGUGGAGGUGGACUCACAGGGGAAGAAACACAUGACUGCCAAGCAGAGAAGAGAGGAGAAGAAGAAGAAGCAGAAACAGGAAGAGUGCGACGCUGAGGAGAAGACGGAGGUUUCAUCUGGUGGAUCAACGGUUGAUCAGGGAUCCAAAGGUGGAGGAGGCUCCUCCCAGCAGCCACUGAAGAGAGGCCAAAGGAACAAAUUAAAGAAGAUCAAAGAGAAGUACAAGGACCAGGAUGAAGAGGACAGGGAGCUGAUGAUGCAGCUGCUCGGGUCAGCUGGUUCCACCAAGGACGACAAGGAUAAGGGGAAGAAAGGAAAAAAGGGGAAGGGGAAAGACGAACCCGUCAGGAAACCAGCCUCUCAGAAACCACCCCAGAAACCUCGUCAUACGGAGACCGCAGCGAGGACGGGCGGAGGGGACGAUCCUGAGGGCGGACAACCUGGAGAGGAGGGAGGGCCCGCUGAACAGGAGGAAAAGGAAGAUGAUGUGGACCAGGACAACCCCGGAGCAGAGGAAGCAGAGAACCUGCUCAGCUCUCUGACCGGCCAGCCUCAUCCUGAAGAUGUGCUGUUGUUUGCUGUGCCCGUCUGUGCUCCGUACACCGCCCUCUCCAACUACAAACACAAGGUGAAACUGACACCAGGUUCUCAGAAGAAAGGAAAAGCUGCACGCACUGCGGUUUUCAGCUUUAUGAAAGCCAAAGAGGCUUCAACCAGAGAGAAAGACCUGUUCCGCAGUGUCAAGGAUACUGAUCUGUCCAGAAACGUGCCAGGCAAAGUUAAAGUGUCUGCUCCAAACCUGCUGGCUGCCAAGAAGAAGUGAGAGACCUGAGAAGAAGUGGAUUUACAGUGUUUCAUCAGUUCGGUGGGACUCUGGCAACCUCAAACACUUACAGGUUAAGAUCUGAUCAUGACACGGUUCACAUACGAAUAAUUUUAUUGUAAAGAUUGAUGUAUGAUUGCGUAUUUUUUGACCAACAGUUUGUUUAAAAUGAAACCAUGUAAAUGAACAAAGCUGACCGAACACAUCGUAUGGCAUGUGUUUAUUCUUUAAUUACAAAUUAAGAAGUAUGCAUUGUAUUCUACAAUAAAAAAAACAACAACAACAACAACAAGGGAACAUUGUGCAAACCAGGCAAAUACAAAUAAAGCCCUACUGACAUGAGGCAUUUCAGUGCAACAUGGCUCAACAUCCAAUACACUCGCAGUAUUUUAAGUCAUUGAUUAAAUAAAAUGAAAAUGCUACAAGAGCCACUCAUGACAACUGAAAGGCUUUAAAAGCCAUUUUCACGACAAAGAACUCACAUUUCCUCACAAAUAUAUAAAUUACUAUAUAUAUUUAUAUAUUUAAAUAAAAACUGAAAAUUAGCAUAUCUGUGGCUUCAGAGUAGAUAGUCUUGUGAAACAAAGCACUAGUUUUAGGUCUGUGAGAACUAUCCAAGAUCGAACAAACAUCUGUACUCAAGCUUGUGUCAAACAUCUGUUACAGGAAUCAUUUAAGUGACCGGCUCCUAAAAAAAAAGCACCAUUAAAACAAACUAAGCCUGUGAAUAUACUGAAUUUGAAUAAUUGAAUUGUGAAAAUUAAAAUUCCAUUGUGGGGAAAAAGCAGCACUACUGUGGCACCUCUCCCCCAUUUAGUGAAUUAAGAGUUUAUUUGGAACAAAUCAGAGUUGGUGGAGAUUGCUGGAACAGUGGAAAGAGGAACCAAGAAGGUUUUUGUUUUCAUCACCUUUGAAUGAAGUGAUUUAUGGUGUUUUGAUGCUAAAAUUACUGUUUCUGUUUAUGGAGUCUGGUGACUUAAAAAAAAAAAAAAGUCGAUCUCUGAAGGGAUUCUUUCCAUAAUGUUGGCAGAAACCUAGAAUAACAAUCCAAGGCUGUCAGUGGCAAAAACAAACUUUUAGUGGACAUAUAUUGGCAGUGCAUUAACACCUGGAGGUAUUACAUUAUUUUGUGGCUCCCGGGUGCAGCGCUGUCUCUCAAUACUGGACCAAUUUAAAAAAAUUGUUGUCCCCAUUAGUCACUUGGACACAAAAACAUGGGAAUUAGGAUCCAUAGUCACUGAUAAUAUUUGACCAGAAUUCCUCCCUAAAAUCUGCCUCGACACAUGGACCGGCACCAAUUGGAAACUCACUUUCAAUAAUUGAAAAUAAAAUGUAG